AUAGACAUCUUUUGUCUGGAGUGUGCAAAUCGGGCAUUUCCUAGAGCAUUGGUGUGCCCAGCGUGUGAUACACAACUCAACCAAAGGCAAGGUUUUCUCUUAUUAACACAGCUGAAUCCAUCUGAAGAAUACAAAUCGUCUGUAUUGGCUGGUCUGAGACCUGACAUCGUCCUAGACAUCUGCAGUCGAGCCAUUGCCUUUUAUCAAUACCAGACCUCUCAAGAGCUCUGUUUUCGGUCCAUGAUACAGAAAAAUCUUGAAAUGAAAUGCACUACAUUGCAAGCUCAACUAAACGAUCUCAUUCAAGACGCUGCAAGG
This is a messenger RNA of Phycomyces blakesleeanus NRRL 1555(-), 318 nucleotides long. RefSeq lists its product as hypothetical. The annotation marks the transcript as partial. Lineage: Eukaryota; Fungi; Mucoromycota; Mucoromycetes; Mucorales; Phycomycetaceae. Gene Ontology annotation, biological process: reciprocal meiotic recombination. Gene Ontology annotation, cellular component: synaptonemal complex. The transcript has 3 exons. The record is from RefSeq and is a predicted model, not a curated record. Gene Ontology annotation, molecular function: ubiquitin protein ligase activity.